This is a messenger RNA of Coffea eugenioides, 2527 nucleotides long. RefSeq names its product protein ABHD11. The coding region runs from base 141 to 1130 and encodes 329 amino acids. The record is from RefSeq and is a predicted model, not a curated record. Lineage: Eukaryota; Viridiplantae; Streptophyta; Magnoliopsida; Gentianales; Rubiaceae. The transcript is spliced from 5 exons.
CCAUAUCCUCUGGGGUCUCGGUCUCUCGUCUUCUCUUCUCGUCCCUUCCAAACUUCCACCACGAUACUGUCUCCAUUCUUAGUUCCCAUCUUCUUUAAUUUUCCUAUUCAACAACGCCCCACCAGCUCUAAGCCCCAUCAAUGUCUAGAACUCUAUCUCUAGUAACCAAGCCCGGUUCAAAACUCCUGAACCGGUUCCUAAUCUUGCCGUGCCCCAAUCCGAUCCUUCACCAGUCCAGUAGGACCCUCGAAACCCUAGCUUUCGAAGAAGUUUUAUCCUCCCCAGACAAGCCCUACACUUAUACAGCUUUCAUACUUCACGGCCUCUUAGGCUCCGGUCGCAACUGGCGCUCCUUCUCCCGUUCCCUCGCUUCCUCUCUUUCAGGAUGGAGGAUGGUGAUGGUGGAUUUGAGGAAUCACGGGAAGUCGGCCGAGAUAACAGGACUGUCGCCACCGCAUACUAUAGGGAGUGCGGCUCGAGAUUUGGCUGAUUUGGUGAAAUCAAAAGGAUGGGAUUGGCCUGAUGUGGUUAUAGGGCACUCCUUGGGUGGCAAGGUGGCCUUGGAUUUCGCUCGGAGUUGUGCUCGUGGUGAUUAUGGGGAACAUGCUUGUUUGCUCAAGCAGUUAUGGGUACUUGACUCAGUCCCUGGAAAAGUAGACCCUGAGGAAAGUGAUGGAGAAGUGGAGCAAGUAUUGCAGACCUUGCAAUGUCUACCUUCAUCAAUUCCAUCUCGAAAAUGGUUGGUGGAUCACAUGAUGAAGCGUGGGUUUUCAAAGGCAUUGUCAGAAUGGAUUGGAAGCAAUCUGAAGAGAUCCGGAGACCAAGAGACAUGGGCAUUUAAUUUUGAAGGUGCAAUCCAGAUGUUUAAUUCUUAUAGGGAAACAGAUUAUUGGUCUCUGUUGGACGAACCUCCCAAAGGGAUGGAGAUAGCAAUCGUCCGGGCUGAGAACAGUGACAGAUGGACGCAAGACACCAUUCAGCGCAUUCAAAGGCUUGCUGCCAAAAGAGUUGAUGAAGCUGAUGGGAAAGUCUCUUAUCAUGUUCUUUCCAAAUCAGGGCACUGGGUUCAUGUGGAUAAUCCAAAGGGCCUUCUUCAGAUUGUGACUCCUGAACUUGCAUCUAUAACUUAGUUGCAUUUUUUGUCAAGCUUUGAGGUUUUUUCGCAUGGAAAGCUUUCCUGCUUUUCCAUCAAGUGGAAAUAUAAACAAUCAAUAUACCCCACAGAAAAAGAAAUUUUAUUUGUCGUUGAACCUAGAAGCUACCUACUUGAGUUUUAUAUAUACGGGUGCAUGCUAAACUUCAGUAAAUCACAUACUGUUAUUAACAUGUGCUUGGAUAACAAUUUUGGAAGUACAAGUUAGCAUCAUCAUGUGCUUGUGUGCAUGACAUAUCAGUAAUUAUUUGAAUGUUUUUGUUAGUAAUAUUUGAUCAGCAGCACUUUCUGGGUGGAAAAUACCUACUAAAUGGUCCGAGCAUCCCACAACACUUGGCAGUCUGUCUAUGUGCUGCCAUUUCAUGCAACAGUGGAAGGAUCCAUUGGAGUUGAAUCGUGCAACUGUUCUAGCUGCAUCACCCUCCAAUCGCUGUAUCAAAUUCUGAUCGGCUCAUUCUUUUACUGCUAUAUGCACUUGCUGCUGUCUCUAGACCCUGUGCAUGUGAGUGUGGCCUGAAUUUUGAGAUAGAGGAUGUCUGAUAGUGGUCUGUUGUCGUACUCGAUAGUGUCUGUUAGAGUGUAGCUUACUCCAUGUGAACAAAUUCAAGUGGUAAGUUGGAUAAAAUUGUAUUUUUUUCGUUGAAGUAAAAUUGCAUUCAUCUUUGAGCUUUCUUAUGAAUGAAAUGUUUGUCUUCCUGGUUAAAGGCAUUAAUCAAGGGAUUGUUGCACAAGGUCUCAUUUUUUGUCAGGUUCAAGGAGUAACAAUCUAUUUUCAGCUAGUGGUUCUUCAGUUUUGCAUUCUGUAAUUUGAUAAUAUACACGAAGCAGAAAUUAAUCUGGAAAUGGGUGGCAAAUUAAAUCCUUAGGUCUCUGGAUCAUGUCCUUUCGUCCUUUGUUUCAUUGACUGUAACCCUAAUGAUUUUCAUAUUUGGUGUGUUGGAAGUUCAACCAAGAAUUCCAGAGGAAGCAGCAUCCGAGAACAUGUAAAGCAGGAUGUAGAAGCUAGCCACGUACCCUUUUUCCUGCUGGGAGGGUUCCCUGCCUUCCCCUUGCUUCUGCCUUCUUUUUUAGCUUGUUGAUGUUGAUGCUUUUAGAAACUCGAAAUUAGUCUUUUAAGGAUGGGACUUUUAUAUUGUUGCCCCGUUUGCUAUUAGAGUGGCAAGGGGGGCUCUGUAGGUCCCUACAUUUAUUGCCACUCUUUUAACUUUGUCAGCUUGCAGUUGAUUCACUUGCAGUUGAUUUUCGUGGGUGGUAGAUGGUUCAUUUGCUUUAAAAUGUUAUCGUUGUGCUAAUUGCUGUCACGUUGCAACUAAAUGUGGUAUUGAAAAUGCUGGUCUUUUGAAGUGGUAUCGAAAAUUGUAUAGUUUGCUUUUA